AUUGUUUUUAUUAUGUCAGAUCUGUUGGCCUAAGGCCGGGCGUACACGGUGUGAGUUCUGAAUCUCAGGAGGUUGUGAACCUUGCACACAUUACUAGUCCUGCUAAUCGCACAGAUGCAGUGGAACAUGAAGACUUUAUGACCUGGCAGAUUCCAAAACAAUCACAUGAAUUUGCGUUAUUCUAGUUAUGACAUUAUCUACUUUUUAUUACAUCAUCCACUGUAUAAGUAAUUAAAAGAAAACAAACAGCAGUGUUAAAUUCUACCAGCGUUAUAAUAAUCAACAUGAUCUACCUAGCUAGGCUGUGUGUGAUAGAAUUAAAAACCCAUAUGCAUAUGCUGUAAUGCACUGCAACUGCCCUGACAGCUGUAGCUCUUGAGUGAUCCUCUGGAAAAUAUAGUCUCUGAUGACCAUGUCAUAGUAGACAUUGACACAUUCAGGGCUCCCUGUUCCUGUCAAAGUGCGUUCUUCUGUGGUUUUUGUUGCCACCUGAUUGGUCAAAUUCAGGUAGAUUGUCAAAUCAGCUCAUUCACCUGCACACACCUCACGAAUUCAAGCUAACGGUGCCCAAUUUUUUUUUUUUUACAUAUUUAAAAUGGGGAUGGGCAUUUUCGAGUAUUUUUGUAGUCGAGUUCUCUAACCCACAAAAAACUAGUAAUCGAUUACUCGUAAAUUAGAAUUUUAAUUAAGUUAAAAUUACAAGUUUGAAACGUAUGUGAAAUUUUGUUUUAUUCACAAACAUUACCAAGAACGGUUUCAAAAUAAGGUAACUUUUACAAACUAUGCUUUUCUUUUGGGGAAAAAAAAACUUCAUGAACAAUAUGCAUAAAAAAAGAUUUCAAAGUAAAAAAAAAUGUGCACAUUCCCAGAGCUUAGAAACAUACUAGAAUUCAAUACUGAUGGUAUUAGGGUAAUGCACUUACUGUAUACUGUAUAAAAUCCACAUAAAUGCCAUCACAUUUUUAUCAAUUCACAAUUUUAUUCAGUAAAACAAGUAGUGAAUGUUUGCUUUUUUUAAAAAUGUGCUCUGCCCAUGUUAAGAGAUUUAAUGCACAUACACACAUAAUGGUCUGAAAAGCUUCAGAGUUUCUUGUACUGCUUUGCAGUUUCUUUCCACCAUAAAAGCAGAUCCUUGUCUGUUGGUUUCCACCAAAUAUCAGUAAAAUAGAAUUCAAUUGAAGUAUUGAAUUCAAUUAAAAAAUAAUCCAAAUAUUACAACUAUACAGUAAGUAUAAGGAAACGAGUGUUAAAAGACUUUAUUCUUUCAACGUGUCACUAGUCCUGCAAAACCUCACUGGUGUGAUGAUAAUAAUGUUGUCACUGAUUUUUGAUAAUGUUAAUAUGGCUAAAUAUAUGCUAGGACAGACAAUUGCAUACUAAUGUGAAGAUCGUAGAACAUCUCAAAGCUGGCAAAAGAUGCGUUUUACGUCCUUCUGUCCUUCCAAGUUCAUUCUUCCAAGGUAGCUUGGCAAGACUGGUCUUCAUAAGAAUACAAGUCUGUCCUAGCUUUGAGAAACACCCUCGGCUUUGCUUUCAAAAGCGCAGACGGCAUCAAAUCUUCUUCUCUCAUCCAACACCUCGACGACACCUCCGAAGCGCCCUCCCAGUGGACUCCAUUGUAACUGUGAGAUUUUGUGAGAGAUCCAGAGGGAAAGUACAGUAUUCAGCACUGCUCACGGCAGGUGAAUGCGCAAGGAAAGAUACAUUUGCGUUAUUAAAGUAGUGUUUUUAAUAGCUGUUGCAGAACGAGUACUCGGUUAAUCGAUUAUUCGUGCACAUGCCUAGUUUAAAAAGGUUCGGGAGGUUGUAAGGUGCUCGUAAGCCGCUUGGUUUCACUCGUAAUACCUCAUAUAAUGCGAGCCACAACCACACAAACACCAACGGUUUCCACGCAAUAUCUACUGACAGGAAAAAAUUUAUCAGAAGCUCGCACAACAGACAAAAACCGCGUUGUUUUUUCCGGCCUAAGUUCAUGUCAAUAAUUAGAAGUAAACAGAGCUUUAAAUGAUAGAGUAUGAAAUUACCUCAUAGGUUUUCAAAGGAAUAUUCAUACUUCUUAAAGGGGUCAUAUUUAUUUAUUUAUUUAAUUAUUGAUUUUCCCUGAGGUCCACUUAAAAUAUUAGCUAAUCAGGCUUUUGCACCGAAAAGAGUCCUAAUUUUUUUCUCCUUUUUAAUUUUGUUUAAUAUUAAUAGUAUCUAUCCUACUUUCUCCUAGUACCUCAAAACUGAAUAGGCGUUGCUAAAAUCUAAAUGUGGGCAGUGAUGCGUUGUUAUAUUCACCUGUUUGAUGUCAGAAAGUUGCAGAAGUUCAGAAUAAACCUUUGUUGCAGUUGAGUUACAGUAGAUGGUCUUUUUUGGACUGAGGAGGAAUAUUUGAGUUCUAAAAGAUGGGCAUGUUUAUAGUUUUGGAGAGCAGCCAUGGAAACGAGCCAGUUCUCAGCCUGUUGGCCUUGUUUUAGAGAGCUCCAUGAGCGGUCAGCGUGUGAUAUCUGUGUCGGCGGGCAGCUAUCACUGUUCUGCUGUAACUGAAGAUGGCCUCGUCCACAUGUGGGGGGAGAACUCUCACGGCCAGUGUGGCAUCUCCGGAAUGGACCAGGUACCUGAUCCCACACCUGUUAGCGUGGUGGAUGGUGAGACCCAUCCUCCGCAACUGGUCCGAGUCAUAAAUGUGGCCUGUGGAGCACAGCACACUCUAGCCCUGUCAGGGAAUCAUGAGGUCUGGGCCUGGGGAAGUGGCUGCCAGCUUGGACUGGUCACCAGCGUGUUCCCGGUAUGGAAACCUCAGAAAGUGGAACACCUAGUGGGAAGAUAUGUGGUUCAGAUAGCAUGUGGGGGGUUUCACAGCCUAGCUUUGGUUCAGUUACUUCCUCCCGCAGAGUCCUGUCAGCAACGUCAGGAUAAAUGUGGACAGUGCAAACAGAGCCUCUACACUAUGACUGACAAGGAUGACCAUGUUAUUAAUUCGGAUGACCAUUACUGCCCACUUGGGGUGGAACUGGCUCAUUCUAAACAAGGUCAAAGACCAGGACAAAGUUCUCCAGCUCAGACAACACAAACCAAACACAUUGUGUCUGAUUUCCAAAUAUCCCAGUUGACCUCUGAGAACAUCUGUGCUGGCCAAGCAUCCUCAGACAGUUCUCAGCAAAAUGACACAAACCAAGAAAAUCAACCAGGGCCAACACCUCUACUACGAACAAAAAGCACUCCAUACCCUGAUGAGCAGGCUCUAAAAGACUACCUCAAAAGAAUUUCGGACCAGACCCUUGUUGAGCAGGCUGAGGCUGCCUUAGUGGGAGGUUCCCAUCCUCCGAGCCGUCAGACCUCACUUACAUGCCCUUUCAGAUCUGACCAAAGUGAUGAGCGUACACUACUUCCUUCUUCAUCAACGCUGAGUAGAACUGAUGGUAGUACAUCUGCUGCCAGACAACACAGUGCAUCAAAUUCUAUUACAGGCAAAAAGGGUUCUCUUAGUUUAUUACCAAUUGUGGAUUCUACUUCUGAUGAUUCUUCACAGCAUUCUAUUGCUGAUGGAGGUAUUUGCCUCAGUGACCUCGUAAUUAGCAAUGGUUGUUUAUUUGAGUCCUGUGAGGAGAGCAGAGACAAUGCUGAUACUUUCCAAAGCAAGAAGAGCACAAGUCUGACUGACAUCACAUUAGAGGACACUGAUGCACAUGAUCGCAGAGGGUCUUUACCUGGCCUUCUCUCUCCAGUUUCACCCUCUGACAGUCAUCGAACCAACCACACGAGAGCUGUAGUGGGUUCCGUGACAACUUCCUCCACCUCAGAAUCCAAAAAUCUCCUCCCCUCCCUCUACACUGAGGUGUGGAGUUGGGGGAGGGGCCAGGAAGGUCAACUAGGUCAUGGAGACUAUUUGCCCAGGUUACAGCCUCUAUGCAUCAAGAGCUUAAGAAAAAAGGAAGUUGUCAAAAUCACUGCUGGAGCAAAUCACUCCUUGUCUCUGACAGCUCAAUGUCAGGUUUAUUCUUGGGGAAGUGACAGAUUUGGACAGCUGGGUCAUAUGAACGCUUCCAGCACAGUUCCUAAUCUUGCUAAGAUUUCCGAUGGCAUCCGUGUGUGGGAUGUAGCAGCAGGGCAAACUCACACUUUGCUGCUGGCUGAUGGAGACUGUUAUCAGCCCAUACUCUACUACACUGGAGAGCAAGUGCUAGAGAACACCAACACCUCUCAUUCCCUCUCUGGGACUUAUACCCAGACGCCCACCCUUUUGCCCUUCUGCAUGAAUAUUGGCUAUGUAAGCAGUGUGUUUGGAGGAGGGCUGAAUUGUUUGGCCUUGACUGAUCAAAAUGCAAUGGGUUUCAUAGCCACAAUCCAUGAGUUAGCUUCAGCCGAGAGAAAAUUUUACUGCACUCUCAGCAAGGUUAAGAGCCAAAUACUGGGCCCCCUAUUAGCCCAUGAGAGUUUGGCCUUGUCUCUGGGUCAGUUGUCCAUGUUGCUGUUUCAGGAGAUGGCUGGUAGUUUCAGCAAGCUUUGUCAUCUGACGGGACAAAACUCCACAUCCCUCACCAACUUCCUGCAGCGAGGCAAAGUGAUCAAAACACUUGCCUUGAUCAAGAACACCACCAUUUUCAUUGACACCUAUAAAGAGUACAGCCAUACAGUAGGAAACUUUCUUGUUAUGGGAGGAUUCCAGUCAUUGCUGAAGCCCUUACAACAAUGCUUUGGGAAAAAAUUAGAGUUGUUACAGACACUGAUGGAGUUAAAGGAGAAAAAUCUGUCACCCAGUGAGCUGUUAGUGAACUUGUUCUACAUGCCCUUGCACCACCUGCAUGGGUAUAACCGAUUACUUCUGAAACUGACUAAUUGCUUUGAAGUGAAAACUGUGGAAUACCUGUGGAUUCAAGAUGGCUGCUCUAAAUAUGAAGCUGUAGCUCAUCUUCUCAGCAAACAGAGAAAAGAUGCUGAGACCACUUUCAUUUUUUGGAAGAACUUCAAAGGAAAAAAUUCGGAAUCCCUGCGUAAGCCAUCUCGUCGUCUGGUUUGUGAGAGCAGUAAUAAAGCUCUGACAUUACAGAAUGCUGGAAGAUUCUCCAUCAGCUGGUUUAUCCUCUUCAAUGAUGUGCUGGUUCAUGCACAGGGCACUAUUCCAUCAAAGAAGCUUUUCUCGUCUCACUAUGUCUAUCCUCUCGCUACUCUGUGGGUGGAGCCCAUCUCAGAUGAAAUUGUGGGCCUGCUUAGCCUUAAGCUGACCACCCCUGAAGAUAGCUUUGUUGUUCUGGCAUCCUCCCCUCUAGAAAAGGGGAAGUGGCUGAGAGCCAUUAACCAGGCCAUUGAUGACAUGCUUGCUGUGGGUCUGAACGGAAGAACUCAUGUGUCCAGAGGCAGCCAGAAAGGUGAACCUCCUGUGUCCCGUACUGCCACCCACACUUUCCGCAAAGAGGGAAGACUCAAAGAUGCCUCAUAUAAUGGCCGCUGGCUAUCUGGCAAACCUCAUGGCAAAGGGACUCUGAAGUGGCCAGAUGGGACAGUUUACUAUGGCACAUUCAAGAACGGACUUGAGGAUGGAUUUGGAGAUUAUAUGGUGCCCAACAAGACCUUCAACAAGUUUGAGCGUUUCCAGGGUCACUGGAAAGAAGGGAAAAUGCAUGGCUUUGGAACAUACUGGUAUGCUUCAGGUGAAGUGUAUGAGGGCUCAUUCAGGGAUAACAUGUGUCAUGGUCAUGGCAUGUUACGCAGUGGGAAGAUGGCAUCUCCUUCCUCCAGUAGUGUCUUUGUGGGCCAGUGGGUUCAUGGGAGGAGAACAGGAUAUGGGGUGUGUGAUGACUUCAGCAGAGGCGAGAAAUACAUGGGAAUAUGGCUUGAUGACCAGCGUCAUGGAGAUGGGGUUGUUAUCACUCAGUUUGGAUUGUAUUAUGAAGGAAACUUCUAUAAUAACAAGAUGAUGGGCAACGGGAUGCUUCUAUGUGAUGAUGACACAGUCUUUAAGGGUGAAUUUUCAGAAGACUGGACUCUCUGUGGAAAGGGUGUUCUGUCCAUGCCUAAUGGUGACUGUUUGGAUGGCAUCUUUGAUGGUCACUGGGGAACUGGACUGAAAGUGGCUGGAACUUUUACAAAACCUUUUGAAACAUUGAGGAGAGAAAACAAGAUACUUGUGGCUGGUCAUUAUGCAGUGCCUGCAGAGGAAAAGUGGAAAACCGUGUUUGAGGAAUGCUGGGGUCGUCUGGGCUGUGAAACUCCAGGUCAGGGAUUGUAUGAAAAAGCCUGGGAGAACAUUGCCAUCUCCCUCACUGCCAGACGCAGACAGCAGAGAGAUCGUCCAGAGGAGCUGAGCCGAUCUCAGAAUAUGAUGCUGGAGAGCCUUGAGGUGAUUCCUCAACAUCUGUGUCCUGUUACUGCAGACUCCUUCAACAUCAUCCGCCGAUAUCUCAUGAAGGCUUGUGAUUUCCCUCUGCACCCGUUGGGCUGGCUGCUGGAGACCCUUGUCACUGUAUACAGGAUGACCUAUGUUGGUGUGGGCUCCAAUAGACGGCUGUUACAGCAAGCAGUGGAGGAGAUCCAGUCUUACCUAACACGCAUAUUUCAGUUAGUCAGGUUUCUGUUUCCUGGUCUCCCUGAGGAUGGAUGUUUUAUCCUGGAUUCCUCCAGUUCUUUAGAUGAGGGCACAGACUCUCUUAAUAGCAGUACACACUGCGAAACUCCCCAGCAGGGUUGUAUAGUGAGCAGCUCAAGUCUUCUACUGCCAGUCUUGUUGCCGAGGCUCUAUCCCCCUCUCUUCACUCUCUACACACUGGAUAAAGAGAGAGAGGAGGAAGUGUACUGGAACUGUGUGUUACGACUCAACAAACAGCCUGAUCUUGCCCUCUUAGCCUUCCUUGGAGUACAACAAAAGUUUUGGCCAGUUUCUAUCUCUUUAUUGGGACAGAAAAAACAGGUCUUGCCUAUCACUAAAGAUGCCUGCUUUGCCACUGCUGUUGAAACCUUGCAACAGAUCAGCACAGCAUUCAGUCCCUCAGACAAGUUACAAGUGAUACGGCUGACCUUUGAGGAAGUCACACAGGAAGUGCAGGCUAUGCUUGGGCAGGAGUUUCUGUGGUGCAUGGAUGACCUCUUUCCAAUUUUCCUCUACGUGGUUCUCCGUGCACGAAUCAGAAACCUGGGCUCUGAAGUCAGUCUAAUAGAGGAUCUGACAGACUGCAGUCUACAGUUGGGACAGCUUGGAUUCAUGUUGACCACUCUUAAAGCCUGCUACAACCAGAUUCAGCUUGAGAAGACUACAUAGUAGUGGGUGGUUUGUGAGAAGUGCAUUCACAGCUUUUCCAGCGUAUGCCACAGAAUUGUGGAGUAGGUGCAAUUUAAAUAGACAAGGACUACAGGUCAAGCCAAGAUGUACUCAUUUAUUUCUGUUCUCAAGAGGGUGCUCAACCUCUUCACAUUCCACUAACAUCUCACAUAAUCAAAAAGUUACACCUUUGAGAAAGGUGUAUUUAAACUGACUGUAUUAACUGAUAAUAGACAUUUUAUUUUAUUAUUCAAACAGUCAGCAUGUUACAGUAAAAAGGUUUCAGUAAUAAAUAGGGGUGCAUCAGUACUGAUACUGUUACUGAUAUAUUGUUAUCUAGAGUUGCACGGAUUAGGAAAUUGAGGCUGAUACCGAUAGCAGAUAUUUUAACAAAGUGAUCAGCCGAUACAGAAAAUUGUCCUAUUGCAGAUCCAAUGUACCAGCAGAUGGUUAUACUUCAAAUGACUUAAAAAGAAAAGAAGUAAAGAAUGUACAGUAUUUUUUUAGUUAUGAUUAGUGUUUGGGAAGCUACUUUGAAACUAUAGCUCUACAAGCUACUUAUAAUUUAAAUAAAUAGAAACUAUUUCUAAGGGAGCAAAAACUUUUUAAAUAUACUAAAUGUAUAUAUCUAUCAGAUAAUAUAAUCAGAGCAGUAUUUAUCUGGUACAUAAACAGUGACAGUCUUUGAAUGAAUGAACAUCUAAUUUAGGGGGGUGGCAUUACAUUUGAACAAAUACAUCUAUUGAAGAAACUCCCUAAUGUACAUAUAUUCCUGAGCCAAAAACAUGGAAAUGAACAGCAAUAUUUAACAAAAUAUUUAGCUAUAUAAGGGUAUAAAAAAGGCAGGACUUCUACACAGGGACUCAAAAAAAUUGAUGAAUCGUUUUUGAAACUGUCCGUAUGAACCGUCUGAACAAAUGAAUUCACUACAAUGAAUCAGACUUCCCAAUGUUAAAUUGUGAGAGGACAUUCUAGGAGAGCAUGUUUGGUUAUUUCCUUCGUUUACUCUGUUGUAAAGCCACAGAGCCCCUUAGAGGACAUGGUGGAAUUUUUUUUUGGAAAUAGUUUUGUGUGCACUCGCAUUAGUUUGCGUUUCCUCGCAAUAAGUUUUGCUUGCCCUUGCAAUUGUUUUGCAUUCCCUCGCAAUAAAUUUACCAUGUUUUUACUAUAGUAACCAUAUUUAAAUCUUGAUAUUCGUAGUAAAACCAUUGUAAUAAUACAGGAAAAUAAAAACUAUGGUAAUAAAAAUCAUACUUUGUGGUUAGGAUUUUACUACAAAUACCAUUCAUGAGCAAAAAAACAAACAUUGUUAGCCUAUAAUGGUCAUGGUUAUUACAAUAUUACUGUAGAAAAAUGAUUUCUGCCAUAACUAUAGUUUCUACUAUGGUUUUACUAUAGUAAAAACAUACUGAAACUGGCAUUUGUAUAGUAAAACCAUAAUAUCCACAAAAUAAUGAUUUUUAUUACUGUAGUUUUCAUUUUCCUAUAUUAUCACUAUGGUUCUACUACGAAUAUCAAGGUUAAAAUAUGGUUACUAUAGUAAAACCAUGGUAAAUUUAUUGCGAGGGCACACAAAACGUAUUGCAAGAGAACACAAAACUAUUUCAGAAAGAAAAUUCCCACCGUACUGUAUAAGGGACUCUGUAAAAAGCUGUAUGUGCAGCAAGUUCUUAGUAUCACUACUUUUAGUUAGUUGCUUCCCAACACUAGUUAUGUUGCUUUAGUAUUCAGUUACAGGUUCCUGUAUUUGAUGUUGAAAACAUGAUAUUGAAAGUGGCAUUAACAGUUGAUGAAAUUAACAAAAAAAUCUAAAGAAAAAACAGUCCCCAUAAUUAUUUAAAUAUACUAUACAUGAAAAUUGCAGCGUUGCUAAAAAAUACUGUUAUUGGCAUUAUUGAGUACCAAAAAGGAACUAUUGGAACAAAAAAUGGUUUUGAUGCAUCCCUAGUAAUAACCAUAUUCUGGUUGUGUUACUGGUGUUGUGCUAGUUUUGAUUUUGCACAUUACAAAGAGCUGCACUGCCUAGGAUUGUAUAUAUUUUUUAAAUACUUUUCGAAGUCUUGUGAUGCAGGUAUUAAUCUGUAACUAGAGGUUUGUGACAUAACGGUGUCACUGAAGCACCAACAGGAAGGUGAUUUCAAAAUGUUUUCUCUACCCUCUGCUGUAUUUUCUGAUAUGGGCAGUUGUGAACAAAUAAUGUAGUUGUAAUUGAGGUUAUUUUAUGACUUCCGGUUAUGGUGCAGUGCUGAGUAGUAGCAAGGUUUUGCUUCACUUUCAAAAAGGUGUUUUUAUAAUCUGUAUGACUGAAACAUCCAGGAUAUUCUCAUAGAAAUGGUUUGCAUUUCAACAUGAAAACACACUGACAGGCCAGUGAAACACCUUAUGAAGUUUUGUUUAGUUUUAAUUUGAACAAAUUAUACAAUUUGUAGUCUUACUGAAGUUUAUAGAAAAAUUAAGAUACAUAUUUCUAGAGCAAUAUCACUGGAGGCUAAAUUAAUAUUUUAUAUUCAUUCAUGUUUAUUUAAUUUUAAAUUCACAUUGAUUGUAAAAGUGGCAUUCAACACUAUGCAAUAGGAAUAAAAUGACUAAACCAAACUUGUACUUUAAAUGACAGAGCUUUUUGUCCACUGGCAAAUCUUUAGCAAUAAUCUGUACAUUUUGAUCAUUUCAUGAAUGCCCUAUAGAGAGUAUAGAUAUGUAUGUUUGUGUUCCUCUAAAUGUUUACUUUGAACAGUCUAACAUGCACUGAAAUAUUUUGCUGAUAGUGUUAUGUCUAGUGGUUGACUGAUAUGUUUUUUUGUUUUUUUUUAAAGGCCAAUUCUGAUAUUUUGAUCAAGUCAGAUGGACCAUUACCUUACACAAUAUGUAAUAAAAAAUUAAUGAUAAACAUUGAAAACUGGAAAUGUUUAAUAUCAAUAAACAAGGUUGUUGAUAGAUUUUGGAAUCAAAAGAGGAGUUAACACUUUUAUUAAUCAGCACGAUUCUCGACCGAUGCCGAUAAUCUCAAAUUGUCCAAAAAUUGGCAGAUUAAUUGGCCUGUUCAAUAUGGGUUCAUCACUAGAUAGGCCUUUUGUACCACUGGUUAAAAGGGCAUUACUUAUGAAGAUUAUAAAGGAAAGACAGCACCUUUACUGCUAAUAUAUAGAGCCUGGUUUUGUUUUCCUUUUACUAUUUUAUAAAGGGUUGAUAGUUUUUAAAUUACUUGUACUGUCAAUAUUUAGUUAAUUGUUACUUUCUUCUUGCAAAUUAAUUUGUAAAAGACAUUUGAAUAGAGGUAAUAUGGAAGAGAAAUGAAUGAUGAACAAUUUUUUAAAAACAAAUUCUGGAAGACCUAUUUUAAUAAAUGUUGUAUAUUUCUUCCCCUCUGUUUUAGUAUUUAUGGAUUCAUAAUAAUAUAGAUAAUAGAGAGAUUAACCAACUACCCACCAUAUAGUACUGCAGGAGUUCAUGGAGGAGGGAUUAACAUCACCCUUGACCUUUAUUUACUCAAUGGAAAAAAUCAUUUGCUUUUCAUCUCAACCCUAUCCGCAUGAUGUAAUGUGCUGGUUUUUAACUCUUACAAUAUUACAGUUAAACACUGAGAAGUAUGCUACAAAUGCACAUAUACCUGAUGUAUUUGUUUUGAUUAUUUCCUUAUUAUUUAUUGGUCUGUUUAAUGAUUUUCUUAAGAGCACACAUAUAUGGCAGUUAAACAGUUUUUUUAAUCAGUGAUUGUUGGUUUGUGCCCUCUGGUAUUGUGAAAUGUGUUUAUCUUUGUCUUUUGUUUAACGAUAAUGUCAGGAAAAUCUGAGCUGCAGGCCAAGUUAUGUCCUUGGAUAUAUUGGUUGUUGUUUCAUGCCUCUUAUUUUCCGUUUUGACUUUAAAGUUGUUAGAACUGCAUUGUGUGUGUGUGUGUGUUUGUGUCCAGUGAGCUCUAAAAGCAGAAAGAUGUAAGGAGAUUUGAGUGGCAGGCGGUCCUAUUGAAGUGCUCAGACUGAGGCCGCCCCCUCGCAGGAUUAUGUGGGAUAGAAAGGGAUUACAAUCUUUGCUUCCAUGGACAUUUUAGAUUAUAAUCACAUACAUGUUGGCAGGUCAGAGGCAGCACAUCACCUUAAUAUAAAACACAACUGACAAGAUUCUCCACAGCCACCUGGUCUAAACUUGGGAUGUAGUGUCUGUGUGGUUUGGAGGAGCACAGCAACAGGAGUGUAAAGAGGUAAGUGUGGGAUCAUGCUAUAAUCUUGACAUGUGGCCUCUUGACCUGCUUCUGUAGCACUGCGUCCUCUGAGUCACACUGAAGUUCAUGGAUCAGAAUUAAUGUGUCUGGUUUGAUUUUCAUUCUUAAACUGAAGGUUAACUACAAUGUGACAUUUAUUGUUUGGCUUCGAUGUAAGAUUUUUAAAAUUGUACUGUUGUAGAAAACUUUUUUUUAACAAAUUACACUGCCUGACCAUCAUAUUGAGAAACUUUAUAAGACUUUAUAUCCCCAAAAUAAAAGUAGCAAGGUGAAUAUGUUAGAUAAGAAGGCAAACUAUUCUAACAUUUUUUAUUUUAUUUUUUUUGUCUUAAAUUAUACAUAUGCAUAUGUUUGUUUUUUUUUUUCACAUUAGUUUACUCCUGAAUUGUUUAUUAUAUAUUGUUGUAUAUGGGCAGUCCUUCAAUUAGGAGUACUUUUGACUACUUGAAAAAUAAAACUUAAAAAUAUGUCUCAUCUACAGUAAAUGUAUCACAUGUCCUGGAAUAAAAAUCUGAUCAUGGCCUACAGCAA
Messenger RNA from Myxocyprinus asiaticus (Chinese sucker), 11984 nucleotides. It is a transcript of the gene als2a, whose product is annotated as alsin Rho guanine nucleotide exchange factor ALS2 a. The coding region runs from base 2468 to 7237 and encodes 1589 amino acids. NCBI's taxonomy places the organism in Eukaryota, Metazoa, Chordata, Actinopteri, Cypriniformes, Catostomidae. The record is from RefSeq and is a predicted model, not a curated record. The transcript has 32 exons.